Tachyglossus aculeatus (Australian echidna) is the source of this 888-nucleotide messenger RNA. It is a transcript of the gene CD40, whose product is annotated as CD40 molecule. Gene Ontology annotation, molecular function: tumor necrosis factor receptor activity; cytokine binding. Lineage: Eukaryota; Metazoa; Chordata; Mammalia; Monotremata; Tachyglossidae. Gene Ontology annotation, cellular component: external side of plasma membrane. Gene Ontology annotation, biological process: B cell activation; response to interleukin-1; regulation of immune response. The transcript has 9 exons. The record is from RefSeq and is a predicted model, not a curated record. The coding region runs from base 61 to 888 and encodes 275 amino acids.
CAGGGCCGGGCACGUAGUGAGCGCCUCGCACCUCGGCUCGUUGCUGUUUUCGGGCCGCCCAUGGCUCCGCUCCCACUGCGCUGCCUGCUCUGGAUCUACGCGAUCGUCGCGGCCCAAGGAGAACGAAGGACUUCUUGUAAUAAAGAAACGCACUACGAGUUUGGUGACAGUUGCUGCCAGCUGUGCCCUGCGGGAACCAAGAUGGUAGCCGGGUGCGGUGAGGACGGUGGCCCGUCUCGAUGCCAACCCUGCGGAGAAGGAGAAUUCCAGCCUCGGCCCAACCACGACCCGCACUGCCGCCCUCACAAGUUUUGCAAUCAGAAUGCCGGCUUCGUGGAGUUAGCCCAAGCCACCGAGGAAAAGGACACCCGAUGCGUCUGCCAACCCGGCAUGCACUGCUCCGGAUCCAUGUGCGAAACCUGCGCCCCCCACACUCCAUGCUCCCUGGGAUUUGGCGUCGUCCAGGCCGGAACUCCUAAUUCCGACACCGUGUGCGCUCCCUGCGAGCGGGGCUUCUCCAACGUGUCCUCCACCUCCGAGCCGUGUCGGCCUUGGACGAGCUGCGGAGCCACGGGGUUGCCGGAGAUGUCGGCCGGGACGGACACCGCUGACGCCCUGUGUGGGCCCUCUCCUGUCCCAACAGGCCCCAAGUCCCGGGAGACGCUGGCGGUGUUGCUUCCCGUCGUGGCGGGCGUCGUCUUCGCCGUAGUUUGCGCGCUGUGCUGGACAGCUUCCUGUUCCAGGAGGAAAAUCCAGAAACAGAAGCUGAAGCAGGUGGAAUUAGAGGAGGGGGUGCUGCCCCACGCCGGCCCCCAGGAGGUGGAAGACCCCUUCCCCAUCCAAGAGACCGGCAAAGAAAGUCACAUCUCCGAGCAGGAGAGGCAGUGA